Molecule: messenger RNA, 3419 nt
Organism: Epinephelus moara (kelp grouper)
Lineage: Eukaryota; Metazoa; Chordata; Actinopteri; Perciformes; Serranidae
Gene: gramd2aa
Product: GRAM domain containing 2Aa
Exons: 12
Coding region: 114-1202 (362 amino acids)
Biological process (GO): regulation of store-operated calcium entry
Cellular component (GO): extrinsic component of cytoplasmic side of plasma membrane; endoplasmic reticulum membrane; organelle membrane contact site
Molecular function (GO): phosphatidylinositol-4,5-bisphosphate binding
Source: RefSeq, a predicted model, not a curated record
UGGCUGGCAUCAGGACAGGACAGGACAGGCCGCUCAGAGGAAGGAUACCUUGAGGACGGACGGCGCUUCUCCGCUCGCUGUAGGACGCUGAGGGUGACUUCCAGGAGGUGUUCAUGGGAUGCACUAUCUACGCAGCCAGCCCUAAGGCCCUGCCCGCCGACGAGGCCCCCGGCCAGGACAGAUACUACCAGCUCCCCCAGUACCGCCACCCUCAUGGUAACUGCAGUCAGAGGAUAGCAGCCAGCAGAGCCAGGGCCAGGAGCAUGACUGAGCAGCAGGAGCAGAGCGAAGAAACAGGCCUGCUCGCAACACAGGACCUGGACCACUCCAAGGACGACGACACACACGGCCACUUCAGGUUUCAUCUGAUUGAAGACCUGUCCUAUGAGGAUGUGAAGAAAUGUUACCGAGGCUCGACUGUCAGCAAGUACAACUCGCAGUACCACAAACUGUUCCAGUGUGUGCCCAAGGAUGAGAUCCUCAUGAAAGUGUACUCCUGUGCUCUCCUCAGAGACAUCCUUCUACAAGGCCGGCUCUACAUUUCCAGAAACUGGCUGUGUUUCUAUGCCAACCUCUUCGGCAAGGACAUAAAGGUGGCGAUCCCUGUCGUUUCUGUGAGGCUGGUGAAGAAGCACAAAACAGCAGGCCUUGUGCCCAAUGGCUUGGCUAUCACCACAGACACCGGCCAGAAGUAUGUAUUUGUAUCUCUGCUAUCAAGAGACAGUGUGUAUGACGUCCUGCGCAGGAUCUGCACACACCUACAGGUCAAUGGGAAGAGUCUGAGCUUGAAGCAGUUCAUGGAGGAGCCGACCUUAUCGCUGGACGAGUUCCCCGUUCCAGACGAGUUCCCGGUGGUCGACGAAUUCCCCUCAGUGUUAAAGUGGAGGAGGAAACCCUCAGUGGUGUCUGUGUCGUCCUCCCUUCCCGACCUCUUGGGCAACUCCACCAGCAGCCUGAGCGCCGCAGACACGCCCUUCAAAUCAGAGCAGCCGCUGGAAGAGCGAGCUCUGCAAACAGACAGAGGUCUUUUAUCAGAGCCACUGGCGGAGCUGGGCCAGAUGGAGUACCAGCUGCUCAAGUUCUUCACCCUGCUUAUUAUUCUCCUCAUCCUGUCGUCGUGCUACCUGGCCUUUCGUGUGUGCAGUCUGGAGCAGCAGCUGUCCUUCCUCAGUAACCCAAAUCUGCCCCUGAGAGAGAGGUAACCACUGCUCUCCGCUGUGACCCGUCAGACUGGCGGCUGGUUCCUCUUCUCAUCCUUGGAGUUGAUGCCCUCCUCCAGAGAUUUAGGACCUUCUUUAGAGCCCAGAAAAGAUCAAGAAACCCCUGCGCCAGCCAGAAGACACGCAGGAGCAACAUCAACCCGAGUCCAGGCAUCUUCCCCUCAGCGGAAUGACUUCCUAUUUAGUGAUCACUUCCAGACUAUGCAAACAGAUUUUUUAUUUAUAAAAUGAAAGUAGGUUUUACUGUUCAGGGCUCCACACUAACUUCAGACAUUGGUUGCACUGGUGUGCCGAACUAUUUCACCUGAAAUUUGUCACCGAGCCUUCUAGCACUGCAAUAAUACAUUUCAAGCAUCAUCUAUUGCGUCAGGUCCCACGCACAUUAGUCAUUUCUCAACACAUUAUGUAAAGGAUUGUAAACACAGACGAUGUUGGGUCAGAAGCAUCUUUCUGGGGACAGGUGGUGGAGCAGUGGCUACUGCGGAUGAUGUCAAACCUGUGCAGAGCCUUUUAGGGCCAGUAAAUGGACCUGCACUUGUAUAGCGCCUCUCUAGUCUUCUGACCACUCAAGGCGCUUUUACACUACUGAUUCACAUUCACCCAUUCACACACAGUCACACCCUGGUGGCCGAGGCUACCAAACAUGAUGCCACCUGCUACUCAGUACUCAGUAUCCCAUUCAAACACUCUAACACACUGAUGGAACAGCCAUUGGGAGCAAUUUGGGGUUCAGUAUCUUGCCCAAGGAUACUUCAACGCGGACUGGAGGAGCCAUAAAUCUAACCGCCGAUCUUCCGAUUGGUGAAUGACCCACUCUAUGUCUGAGCCGCCAGUAACAGGUGUAAGAGGAACCGCAGCAUUUUGCUUGCCGAAAAACAAUCAAUAGUUCUCUUUAUCUUGAACUGAAGUAUGUUUUAGAUCAUGAUGCUACUCGAGGAAGAGUAUAGGAUGCGGUUUCAUAUGUACACACUUGGUUUUAAUCCCAGGAAACAGGAUUCCCAGGAAUCCACAUCCAACCUCACGGGGAAAUAUAAUACAGGAAGCCACAUAAGACAUUGUUACAUUACAGAUGUGAACCAAAUAGGCUCAUAUGUAGAAUAUAUAUGAAUAUAUAUAUCCCUUGAUUCCGUUAUUAGAUACUUACGUGCGUAGUAUUUAAGUAGGCGUAGUACGUCCCCCAAUGUGGAUGCAAUUGCCGGAGUUGGAAGUGGGCACACAUGCCUUAUUUUUUGUCCCCAUCCGAAUUCAGCAAAUAAGAAUAUCAGGGUCAGAGCCAAUCAGAGGCCCACACACACACACACACACACACACACACACACACACACACACACAGAGCUGCUAAAUAUCAGGUGCACCAGUGCGACCAAUGAAAAUGUUCAGUUUCACUUGACAGUUUUCUGGUGACAUUUGUAGAUGGUUUGUUACGAUGGUCGACCAUGAACUCUCCCUGUCACAGACGUUUCAUGACUCUGCGGUAUAAACCUCUGUACUCUCAGAUAGCGAGCAGAACGCUGCUGAAGCUGCUGUUGGUGACACUGGUGAAUUUUAGGAGAGGUGAGGUUGGUGUUGGAGGAUGGACAGGUAAGAGAUGAUUCAUCACAUCUAUAACUUGACAGUUGAGAUAUUUCAGGUGAGUUAUUGUGUUAAUAUACAACAUGUUCUGACUGACAGCCCUCAGUACACGGCUACAACAAGCUACGACGAUGCACUUUUUAAAAUACGUCCACAUUAUUUCAAAUGUAUGCAACUGUUUUAAGAGUUUAGAUCUAUUUUUGCUUGAUACUAGGUACUCAGUGUCAUUUUUGAGGGUGUGUAUGGAAGGAAGUGGUGUUGUGACGACAGACACUUGACUGAAUGAAGUUACCAAUCAUUUGACUGUAAUAUACUGGAGUGAUAACGCCACCUGUGGGUGUUAGCUGUAAUGUGAAUGAGAUGGUUCGGUGACAUGCAUAAUUUCUGUUUUUAGUUGUACUCAUCUGCUGUGUGAAAGGAGUUACCAGGGUGUUUUAUUUCUUUUAUACAUCUCAACUGAAGUCACCAAAGACUUAAAAAUGACACAGUGAGGUUUUGAAUGUUCAUGUGAUUUUAUCUUUGAAGAUAUUUAAUGAAAUGUGCAGACAUGGGUGGAAUGUAGUCCUAGACUAGUUUGUGAAAUCCCUACAAAUUAAAUUGCCAACAAAAUGGAGAUAAACAAAGAAA